Messenger RNA from Xenopus laevis (African clawed frog), 6587 nucleotides. It is a transcript of the gene dlgap3.L, whose product is annotated as disks large-associated protein 3-like. The record is from RefSeq and is a predicted model, not a curated record. Lineage: Eukaryota; Metazoa; Chordata; Amphibia; Anura; Pipidae. Bases 460 to 3315 code for a protein of 951 amino acids. The transcript is spliced from 12 exons.
CCACCUUCCUUUGUUCUUCGAGCUCUCUCUAUCUCUUUCCUACAGAUACAGCUCCUUGUCUUGCUUCACUACUAUCCCAGCUCUCCUGCACUGCAGCACAGACCCACGUCUCCUCCCCCAUGUAGUCUACCCCCACCAUAUUCACUCCCCCCUAAUCUCGGGGAAGAGACGCUCUGCCCAACUUUCAGCCUGUGCCAAACGCACGGAGUUCUCACUCCGAUAAAUAAUAUAUGUGCAGAAAAAUCCCUGGCAGGCUCCUGCCACGGUGAAGAUGCGCUGCGCCCAGGAUCUGCUGCAAGAGCUGCUGGAGUGAGGAGCUCGUGACAGGGGAUCCCGCAUGUUGUGUGACUGGAGCUCUGCAGACUAUGAAGCCAGCGGGAUGUUAGACUCCAUCUCGGCGCGGUAAUCCCAGAAAAAUGGGAAGGGCAGAAAAGAUGCCGCUUCUUCAGUAUUAACAGGAUGAAAGGAUAUCAUGGAGAAGGCAACCAAUCACAGCCUCCAUGUCACUGCAUCCCCGAAACACGAGAAAGAGCACUGGAGUUUUCUCAUCACUGCUCUGACCUCCGCAAAUCCUACCCUUGCAGCGCCUCUGAGUCUUGUUCCCUUGACCUUCACUAUUACCCUUCUAGGAGUGCUGGUGUGACCUCAGACUGCCCUGGUGGUGCUCUGAGCAUGCCAGAACCUCGGUCCUCCAGUGGUGGUACAUACCCCAGAAUGCACCACAACCCCCAGCAGUUCGACUGUGAUGAUUGUAUGGCUGCCCUCGCGCACCCCUCCAACAAGAUCAACCGCCUACCACCAACCCUUUUGGACCAGUUUGAGAAGCAGUUGCCUCUGCAUCAUGAUGGCUUCCAUACCCUCCAGUAUCAGCGUACCAGCACCACAGAGCAGCGUAGUGAGAGCCCAAGUCGCAUUCGUCACCUAGUGCACUCUGUUCAGAAGCUUUUUGCCAAAUCCCACUCCCUGGAGACACCCUCAAAAAGGGAGUUCAAUGGCACCCGGUAUGAGGGGGGACGUGGUGGGGAUGGCUAUCAGCAUUCUCAACCACGACACAGCAAGAGAAGCAAGAGCAAAGACCGCAAAUCAGAAUCCAAGCACCGGGCAAAAAUGGCAGGGUGGUGGAGCUCUGAUGACAACCUUGACAGCGACAGCAGCUUCUUGGUGUCUGCGCGUCAUGCCAUGGAGCAUGGAGCUCCCUUUGGAGUGGACACUCCUGAAAGUGCCUUCAGAGACUUGACCUUGAAGAGUUUAAAGGGUGGAGGUGGAGAUGGCAAGUGCCUGGCCUGUGCCGGAGUGUCUAUGUCACUGGAUGGGCAGACACUAAAGAGGAGUACAUGGCACACCAUGACUGUCAGCCAGGCAAGGGAUGCUUAUACAAGCUCAGGGGGUCACCACCAAGACAAGAUGUUGAUGCUUCAGGAAGGCAAGGGGAAGGAACGAGGCUAUCAUUACUUACAGGUUCCACCAGAUGAAUGGGGGGGUUACCCAUUACCAGGCAAAGAAGGAGAGAUUCCCUGCAGGAGAAUGAGAAGUGGCAGCUAUAUUAAAGCCAUGGGGGAUGACGACAGUGGAGACUCUGACACCAGCACCAAAAUGUCGCCCAAGGGUGCUACCAGGCGGGAGAGAUAUCGCAGAUCUUCAAGUGUCGACCACCCCAGAACCAAGUUUCCAUGUAAGCGAUAUUCUGACUCAUGUCUCUGUAACUGUCCCAGCUGCUGCACUCCACCCAAAAUCCAUCCUAAGGGACAGGGCUAUGGUCUCUCCAUCACGGGUCAGUUAAAAGGGGAGCUGAACCAUCAGUCUGGGGCCAUGUGUGAGUCAGUUUUUAGUGAGUUGGAAUCUCACGCUGUAGAAGCCUUGGAUCUCCCUGGCUGUUUCCGAAUGCGCAGUCACAGCUACCUCCGUGCCAUCCAGGCUGGCUGUUCCCAGGAUGACGACUGCAUCUCUGUUUUCUCUGUGUCCGCUCCUUCAGGAGCUCUUGCCAACCACAUCCUAAAGCCCAACACUUCCUUCAGUUACCGCAAAGCUCCACCACCCAUCCCACCAAGGCUCCUCUCCAAGCCCCUCAUCUCAGUGACAGCCCAAAGUAGCACAGAAUCUACCCAUGAAACUUUUCUGCACAAUGAGCCUACACGAUUGCCUUGGUCCAAAGGUACUAAAGGCCACUGCAACUCCAGUGAGAGCCUGGAUGCAACCAAGUCCAGGGGACUGUCUUUGGACCUGGCAACUGCCCAGCACAGAGCUUCACCCAAACCUCCCACUGUGAUCAGCAAAGCUCUGCCAUUGCAGGAAGAACUGAAAGGAGCUCUCAGGCAGAGAAAAUGGCGCCCUUCUAUAGGAGUGCAGGUUGAGAACAUCUCAGAUUCUGACACAGAAGGAAAAAGCCGGAGAGAAUUUCACUCGAUUGGAGUCCAAGUGGAAGAUGACAAAAGGAAAGCAAGAUUUAAACGCUCAAACAGUGUGACUGCUGGAGUUCAAGCCGACCUUGAGUUGGAAGGGUUUCCAGGACUCACGGUUCCCACAGAAGACAAGGGACUUCAGUUUGGGCGCUCCUUUCAGCGACACUCAUCAGAGCCUUCAGACUCAAGCCAACAGUACUCAGUAUACAAGACAGUGCACACCCAGGGCCAGUGGGCAUACCGAGAGGACUACCAAAUGCAGUAUGAUACAGCAGAGGAAGCUCAACAAGAGUCCUGGAUGGACAGGGGUACUCACAGCCUUCCAGAUUCUGGAAGAGCAUCUCCUUGCCAUCGUGAUGGGGAGUGGUUUAUCAAGAUGUUGCAAGCAGAGGUGGAAAGGAUGGAAAGUUGGUGCCAGCAAAUGGAGAGAGAGGCAGAAGAGUAUGAUCUACCAGAAGAAAUACUGGAGAAGAUCCGCAGUGCGGUGGGAAGCUCCCAGCUCCUCAUGUCUCAGAAAGUGCAACAGUUUUUCCGACUUUGCCAACAGAAUAUGGAUUCAACCUCUUUUCCACUGCCCACCUCUCAGGACCUAGCUGGAUUUUGGGAUCUUCUCCAGCUUUCCUUUGAAGAUGUGGGAAUGAAAUUUGCAGAACUGCAACAGCUAAAGGAAAAUGGUUGGAAACUGUUAGAAUGCAAGGAGGAGAAGAAGUUGCCCCCUCCAAUACCAAAGAAGCCUCUCCGCCAGAAAAUACACCCUGUGAAGGAUCGCUCCUUGGAUUCUGUUGAUCGCCAGAGACAAGAGGCCAGGAAAAGGCUACUGGCAGCCAAGCGGGCUGCCUCCUAUCGACACAACUCUGCCACAGAGAGUGCUGACAGCAUAGAGAUUUACAUCCCUGAAGCCCAGACCAGACUGUGAAGAAGACAAUGUACAUUAAUCUUUUGUACGCGCUGUAUAUAAUAUUAUACAUAUAUAUAAAGAAGAUUUAGAGAUUAUUAUAAGAACAACAAAAAAAACACUUAAAAAAUGACCACAGCUGUGUAACUCUCCCACUCACCCCACUUAAACCUCUCAUCACCAAACCCCCUUCCCUUUCAAAGGCAGAGCUAGAUUAACCUCCAGUGCCUCUUGCACUGCUAGGAGUAAAGAUGUUUGUAAUGGUCAGGACACACCCAUGACAAAGGCAGCAUGAUAAAUGCCCAUGCUGUUUGCUGAAGUAACUAUGAACAUGGCCACUUAUAAACACUGUGUCUAAUUCCUUAUUUUACACACCUUUACAGGUACAUUUAUAAAAAUCCCUGUUUGUGGUAUUAAUCUUUUUACACCUAUAGGGUCAAAGGGAUUUUGACAUUGGAUGGAAAUUAUUUGCUUACACGGUAGCGUGCUUUUUUUUUUGUUGCUAGGAAUUUUUAGGUUUAGUGGUGUAUAAAGCACUAUAAACUUUCAUGCUGUUGCAUUCACAUACAUUGGGAGUGCAGUCAGUGUAUACGUUCCUGAUUUAGAUGGAACUCAACAUUAGCUACUGCUAAUGUCAAUCGCUAUAUUUAUAACACUAGAAAUAUUUUUAUUGGGAUUUUGACAUUGAAUGAAAAUGAUUUGCUUACCAGACCGUGUGUUUUUGUUAGGAACAUGUUGGUUACAUGUUGCCAAGAGGCACUAUAACCUUCCAUCUUGUUGAAUUUUCAUAUAUUGAGGGUGCAAUCACUGUAUAUGUUCCUGAUUUAGAUGGAACUCAACUUUAGCUGCUGCUGGUGUCAAUCACUAUAUAUAUUUAUAUCCAAAGUAACAUGGAUACAUUUCAUAGACAGAAAACUUAUAGAUACAAGGGACACUAAUAUUAAAAUACUUAUCGAUUUUAUAUGAAAAUAUGUAAAAUAUUUGAUGGAAUUUAUGGAUUCCUAUAUGUUUCAAAAUCUAAAAAGUUUAAAGUUCAUGUACCUGCAUUAUCAUGUAUCUUAAGUUUGUUUAAGACACUGACCAUUUGUUAUACAAGACAUAUCUAUCUGGGACUUUUACAAGUCACAUUUAUGGAAUUUCAGUUUGUAUUUUGACAUUAGUGUUCUUUAAUUGCUAUCAUUUCCAUUGGUUUGAAAUCUAGACUGAUUUAAUCAAAUCAGCUGUUCAUAGCCUGCAUUCGGACUUUUGUUCACUUUGCAUCCAUGUUACAAGCAUGCUCAAAAUGGCUGCUUUUCUAUUGAUUCACAGAAUCAGUGAUUGCAUCUCAGAUGCCAAAAAUAUAGAAGUGUAUUAACCAAACAAUUGUGCCACAAAUUAGCAUAAAUGGAAAUGUUACCGGUAUGAAAUCAUUAUAUGAGCUACCAGAGAGACAUGAAACGUGCAUAAAAUGGCAUCAGGGAGGAAGAAAACUAGUUCUUCUUGGGUAAAUGUUCUUUUUAAUGUUUGUAAACCUUGCAAAUGCCCACAGAAUAUUUUAUAUCCCCUGAAUUUUGGGUGAAGACAUGCAGGUGGGCCGCCAGUACUAACCAGCCAUCAAAUAUAUUUCUCUAGAUAUAUAAUAAAUUCCUUAAAAGGGGUUUGACAAACAGCUUCCUUUGAGACAUAUGAAAAUAUGGACAUCAGCAAGUUUUCACUUGUCUAACUUAUAGUUAUCUAGGGGUUCUGUGGCCAUGCAAGGUCUAAACCUUGGUGGAAAGUGUACUCAUCACAUGUAAAAGGAUAUUUCCUUGUGUGCACCUUACUAGGUCAAAGGCUAACUCAGCACCUGUGCAUGGACACACGAGCAUGACUAUAAAUGCUCAAGCACAAAGUGAAAAGAGAAGCGGAGUGACUAUAAGUAAUAGCACGUUACCUUUUUAUAGGUAUAUACUUGAGUACAGAAGAAAAAUACAAGAACGCAUUCAAGCUUUCUCCUGUACUAGUUUGUUCUGCUUUUUACAAGUCUACUCUGUGAUGUACCACCAAAUUAUACACAGAUUAUAACUAGUUAGGUGUAAGUGAUAAUUUACCACAUAUCUGGUUGCCUUAGGAAUCCAUUUUAAAUAUUUAUUGUAAUUUACUGGAAGUUUUGCACCCCAUAGUAAUGGGAAGAUGUACAUGUUCCAUACAUGAUAUUAGAAAUGGUGUCCAUGACAUAAUUAUACAACUUUUUAUAAGUGUCCUGUUGUGGGAAUCUGCAGAUCUGUGGGCUUCUUGAGUUUUGUAGAUUUUAGAUGCUGCUGAGAAUGGCAGGGAUGAAACCGUACUUCUUCGGAACAUCUUUUUUCACUCCUGUAAUGGAAUAAGCCAACUUCAGUGCAUCAAAGCUAUUUUGACUAUUAACACACUCACAGGAGCUGAAUAGACACAUGCUUCUUUUUCUAGAUGACCAUUUUUUGCUCUCUGAAAAAUCAAAAAAGGUUAACAACCAUUAGAAAAUGGAUUUAAGAGCAGUGCUAAAAGUAGAAUUUUAAAAGGGGGUUAAAAAGCAAGACUUACUAGGUUUUUCUAAAAUGUUUUUUGUCAUUUCUAAGUGCCAACAUAUUCCACUGCGCUGUACAAUAGGAUAACAACCUGGAAAAACAGUAACUUUAUUUCCAUUUCGACCUAUUCCUUGGUCCUGUAGAUGAUAUAAGCCAAAUAAGGGGUUUGGACAUUUUGAUGAGAGUAAACUUGCACUGCAAAUGUUUGCUUUUGUUUUGGUUUUUGUUUUUUUUACAGACUGUUGCGUUUUUGCCUUAACUUUGGCAAAUGUUUAUAUUUAAUGGCAAACACUUCUAAAACUCUAUUCUCCAAACCAGGAAGGGAAUAAAUGACUACAGAAAAAUGGAAUUAUUUAUUCCAAUAGUAGGUCAUUUGUUUAAGCAAAGAUAGAAGUGGUGCAAUGUCCUUACCAAAGUGAAGUCAUGGAUGUUCACGAAUAGCUGUGUGCUUAGACUUCUAAGAGAACAGAUCAUUGCACUGCAUUUUCUAGCUGGUAUCUAGUACAAAAGAAAUUUGUUUCUGAAGUGCAUUUCUGUCUCUAUCAACCAUGUUAUAUCUGUUGCUAGCUACUUCUUCUUCUCUUCCUUCACAAAAUAUUUGUCGAAUGAUUAACAGGGCAACAAGAGAGACAGCAGAUUCCAUGGCCUUUGGGGAACCGUUGAGUAUAAAGGGCCAUGCAAGGGAUCCAGUGAUGCACACCACAACUGAAUGCACUGUUUGCUGCACAAAACAAGUUAACUGACUGUUGAUUAAAUAUAUUUCCACCAAGA